GUGUAACUUGACUGCCGACUUGGUGUGUCAUAUCAGUCAAGGUCAAGGUACACACAACAUGUGUAUAAUACAAUGAUAUACUUUGUGUCAACUGUUCACACUUACGACUGUUUUGUGUAAAGGGUAAACGAAGGCUAUUUAAUAUAUAACAUACUAACAGAUUAUUUUUCAUGCAAACAGUAGAAGAUGUUAGAUUUGGGAUUUGUAAAGAAAGAUUUUACAUCUUUGAUUGGAAACAUUCAUCCAUGGAUGCUGAGUCAUUUUAUAAUGUGGUUGGAUAUUAAAGUUGCAGAGUACAAAGUGUACGGCCAUAUGGUUCUAGAUGAUACUGCCAAUGACACCCCACAAUGGUUGAGAGGUAACAAGUCAUCUGAUGUAACAAGUAUUGAGAAGUCACAUGAAAAUGAGGAGUCAAGGUCACAUUCGGAAGGAUCUUCAAGUAGACCAAUUCAACCAUUUGUGGAAGAUUCACCUUCACCUGUCAAGCAGACUAGAUUGAGUACAUCAUCAUCAUCACUUAAUCAGUCAUGUGAUCAGGGUAGUUUUCCUCAGUCUCACCAAACACCACAAAGACAAAUAUCACCAUAUUCACACACACACCAAAGUUUGCCUACAUUAGUAAAACAUUCUCCAAUGUAUAGAAAGGAAAAACCAACAUCAGCCGAGCCUCAUAGUGAAAAACAAGCGAUACCAUGUGACAAUGAAAGUAGACUUGCACAUUAUGGAACGAAACAAUUCAUGGACAUGAUUAUAGAGAGAGACUUCACACAGGGACUUAGAAAUACAAAGGUUUCCCAGAUACAACUUCAGGAAAGAUGGUCACAUGAAAUUGAAAAAAGUGUCAACAAAUCUGGAGUCAUAAAGGACAGAAGUUUAUCAAGUCAGUCAAGUUUUGAUCCGGUUCAAGCUUCUAAACAGGACCUCCCGUCAGAGACCUUAUCUAGAAGUACUAUAGUUCUAAAUGAACCAACAGAACACAUCAAGGAGCUCCAGAAAAGACUCUCUUAUGCAGGUUCUCAAGAGGUACCUGGGAAGAAUCCUGGAAAUAUUUCAUCAGAACCUACUAUUCAAGAUAUAAUAAAAAUAGAAUUAUCUUCUGAUGAAGAAUCUCAAACAGGCAAUCCUGAAGGUCAACAAGGGCAGAUAACUAGCUUAGAUACUGGACAGACUGAUACUAAUUUAGAUGGCUGCAUGGGAUUUGAUCCAAAUGACCAUUUAUUACAGGAAACUAAUUUAAAGGAAUUAGCAGAUGUUAAUAUUCCAGUACCUGUAACAUUAUACUCAAAUGAUAUCAGACCAACAAAUCAAAUAAAUGCUGUUGGAGGGAUGGAAGAAGAGGCAUCUUGGAAAAGUAAAAAAUGGGAAUAUUUUGAAAAAUUACGUAAAUCACGAGGUUCAAGUUAUAUGGGUGCGAGAGUUCACUCUCAGUCAUUACAAACUGUAUUACCUUUUCCUGAUCCAUUCCCAUUGGAAAACCUUCCAUAUGGAGCCAGGGCAAAGGAAAUGAUUAAUACGGGAAUAGUCAGCAGGCCAGGGAAAAUGCAAUUUCUAGACACAAUCUUUAAUGAAGUUGUUAAAUACACAGGAUUAUAUCCAACACCACAACAAAAAGUAGAAGUUGCUAAAGCCAUAGUGACCACUUUUCCGAAGCUUGACCAGAAAACCAAUCGAGGUCAAGCAUCAUCUCUUGACCAGUGGUUAAAUGUAUUAAAUGAUAAAUUCAGAAAUGAACGGAGAAUGUUGCACCAUGGUCCAUAUCUGAGUAGGCAAAGGAUUCCUGGGGUACAGUCCUCAGUGACAAAUACAGAAAUGAAAGACGACUCUUGAAUCAUGGACAGUUUUAUAGAAAACCUAUAAACUAUGUAAGUCCUUGGAAAAAACGGCAGAAAAUUUCUCAGAAACACACUUAUACUCUGUCAAGACAUUCAGAAGAAACACCAGAGAUCCAGGAAUUUCAAGAAGAGGCUCAGAAUCUAAAUUUAGAACUUCCAGAUGAUGAACUAUCAAAUGCCAUAAGUGAACAGUUGCAAACUUUAGUUUCUCAAACAAUGGGAGAUAACUCUGUAAUGGAUAUAGACAUUAAGACAGAACCAGUGGUUAUAAUAGAACCAGGUGGUCAAUAAAAAUUAUCAAAAAGUUA
Molecule: messenger RNA, 2140 nt
Organism: Mytilus trossulus (common blue mussel)
Lineage: Eukaryota; Metazoa; Mollusca; Bivalvia; Mytilida; Mytilidae
Exons: 10
Coding region: 187-1827 (546 amino acids)
Source: RefSeq, a predicted model, not a curated record